Frankliniella occidentalis (western flower thrips) is the source of this 5315-nucleotide messenger RNA. RefSeq lists its product as uncharacterized. Bases 354 to 4631 code for a protein of 1425 amino acids. The transcript has 8 exons. The record is from RefSeq and is a predicted model, not a curated record. NCBI's taxonomy places the organism in Eukaryota, Metazoa, Arthropoda, Insecta, Thysanoptera, Thripidae.
GCCACCAACACAACUUUGAACCGGUGAAUUUGAAUGUAAAGCGAAGACAUAUCAAGAUUGGUAUCAUACUUUUGGAAGAUUCGCUCAUCGCCCCCCCCCCCUCGUCGAAAACAGAACGAAGGUGCGGGAGGCGGCGUUUGUUGUCGUGUAUCUUUAAACAUUUUAAUUAAAGCCAUGGUUUGAUCACAGUAAAGCCGUUCUGCAGGUAUGUUUUUUGAGUCUUCCCUGUGUCUUAAGAUGUAUAAAAUGGUCAUCUUUUUUCAAUUUUACGAUGUUAAUGUUUUGCUGUACCUUUCGAUAAACAUUAGUGUCAGUUCUAUAUUUUGGUUGAAGGAAGUUGCCAUCAAAUAAAAAUGGACAACCAUAAUUUUGAGUACAGUGACAUCCCAGGAUUUCAUAUAAAUAUUCCGAAGAACAAUCAUAGUGUACCAGCGGCCUUCCAAGAUGAUACCGAAGUUGCUGAAAGCUUUUCGGAACCUCACUUUCAGAAUUCUUCUGAGCACUAUUUUCAAGACAAUGCUACUCACUCUCAAAGUGAUCAAAAGCUUGAUGAGCCAUCAAUCUAUGACAUUCGCAUGAAUGAAAAUAAUGUGUAUGAAAAUACCCAUUGUAGUCAGGACACGUCUGAUCAGAACAGAACGUCAUAUUGCCCUGAGAUUCAAAAUCAAAGUCUUGAUAAUGCUCCUCUGCUGUCAUUUUCUGAAAAUCUUCAGCAGAACCCUCAUGAAGAGACUUAUAUUAACAGUGUCUCCCCAAGUCAAGGAUUUUCUAGUCAAUUUCUACCCGAACAAUUCUCAAACCAAAAUGUAUUUCCUGAUAACAUUCAGCCAUCAGGUGAUGUGAAUACAAAUGCACAACAACCUGAGAAUAUAAGUGCUGACAAUCCAUCAGAAUUUCUAGCUCCUAAAAAGAAUGAUGCUUACUUUCCUAAUGCCAGUGUCAACCCAGAGGCAGAUGCAAGUAUGUAUUCUACUCCUAAUGAAGAUCUUAAUAUGACAGGUUCAUAUUCAGAACCACCAUUAGAAACAGAGAUGGAGUAUCCUGAGGUUGGCAUAACUAGAAAUACAUCCUCUGGGACAGAAUCAUCUUUUGGGUGUGUAAGCCCGUAUCUUCCACCUGUAGAUGAUCCUAUAGGGAGCUUUGAUAAUGGAGAACACAGUACAGGCACAGCACUGCAUGAAGUUGAAAAUUCUGUUGAUUACAACAUAAACAAUACUCCUGUUGAAGAAUUAAAUCUGUAUCAUUCUGAAGCCGCACUUCCUCAGCUCCAAAAUCAAGAAGACCCAACAGUUUCAACUUCCAACUUUGUUAAUCAAGAAUCUGACCCAGAAAGUUCAACAAAUCAUAAUAGAGAACAGGAUGUCUCAGAUAAUGAGGUCCUCUUUGAUAGUUUGCAAUCAGUUGAUGUUUCAAAUACUCCCAUCAGAAACCCAGAAGAAAAAGAUCUGCUCUGCGGCAGUGAUGUUGACACACCACAAAUUUCAUCCGCUGAUGUAGAUUCUUCUCUUGGAUGUGCAAGCCCUCUCCUCCCACCUAUAGAUGAUGAUAUUGAACAUGAGGUCACAGGCACUCCACCUCAGAACAUAGGUGAAAGAGAACUGCAUCACAGUACCGAAGAGAAAUCUGCAGCAGUAGAAGAAACAGAAUCCCUCGAACCUGCAGAUAUUGAUAUUGGACGUGAGAUCACGGCCACUCCUCCUCAGAACAUAGGUGAUAAAGAUACGCUUCACAGUAAUGAAGAAAAAGCUAUCUGUGAAACUGUGUCCUUUGGAGAUGCGGUAGAAACCCCCCCACCUAUAAAUAAUGACACUGGAGCUGGCGUCACAGAUGCACCAUCUCUAAAUGUGGGAGAAAGAGAUCCACUUUCUAGUAGUGAAGAGAAAGGUAACCCUCUAGCAGUAGAUGAAACAUUAGAAUGUAUUACAAAUAGUUUAGAGGAAGGAAUUGAAGCCUCUAAAGAAAAAGAAAAGAAUUCCCCAAGUGCUGAAAAAGUUAGAGCUCUUUCACCGAUGAUAACUCUUUUAGAUGGUGACUUUGGAGAAGGGAUUGAGACAUUUUCAUCCGCAGAUAAUAAUGAAGAUAGUGAAAAGAAAUUUAAGACUGAUGUUGAAGAAAACAGAAUAGUUACUAGAGCAAAAACAGGCGCAAUUCCAAAUAAGACCCCACGCUUUAUAGAAGAAUUUGGUGAUUCAGAUGAUUCAUCUAAACAUUCAGUUCAGAUGGACGAGUGGGAGUAUGAGGAUGGUGCAGAAAUUGCCCCCUGCAAGCCAGAUCCUACUGUAACUGUGCACCAGGAUGUUUUGAGGGUUACUGAUGAAGAACUUGCAUUUUACAAAGAGAUGUUUCAAUCUAAUGGAAUUGAGGGUGUGCUCAAACUACGUUUACACUGUACUUCAUGUGGUAGGCACAUUGGAGCAGCCCCCAACUACAUUCAUUUAGGAAAUCGUCACAAAGUUCUCCGUGUAUUAACUUGUAAUCGUUGUCGCUCCUUUUAUGGUAUUGGACAGUUCACCAAAGAUUCUGAUGGUUCAGAAUUAUACUGUCGAUGGUGCGGCCAAGGAGGGCAAGUCAUUUGCUGUAGUAGCUGCCCAAAUGUAUUUUGUCAGCCCUGUAUUCGAAGAAAUUUUGGCAAUGUCCAAUUAAAUACCAUAACUGCCCUGAAUGAAUGGGCGUGCUUUUUGUGCAACUAUAAGGAGCUAUGGCCAUUACGCGCUAUUUGCUGGGCUCUACUCAGCUACACUAUGAAGGAGAAGAAGGAUGCCCUUACCUCUAAUGACCUUAGGAAAAAUGAACGUUUGGAGGAGGAUAGAAGUAAAUGCUGUGGUAAAAAGCAAAGAAAAAGAAAACAUCCAGCCAGAACUAGAGCAUCUGGUUCCAAGGUCAAUAAUAAUCUCCAGGUCAAUGCUACUGUUCAAGAAGUUGACAAUCCUGAUGCAUCUGCUUCUGCUUUUGAUGAAAGUAUCGAUUUUGGUGAUCAUUUCCUCUUUGGAGGUGAAAACUUUGAAAAUUCACCAGACAUUUCAAAUGUGGAAGGCCACCAAGAAAAUGCCUCAGAAGAGGAUGAUUAUCUAGAUCUAUCCCAGUUUGUACAGCCUAUUCUGGAGGAGAAAAGUCCUAGCCAUCCAAGAAAUGCACCUGUCGCCACAUCAUCAAGACCUACCCCUCAGCUGGCUCCUAUAAAUCGGAAUUACCGCCCAUUAGCACCCAAACCAAUAGUAAAACCGAAAACAAAAGCAAAAACGUUUCAACCUCCUGGCACUGUUGCACAGCAAGUUAUGACCUCAGCUGGACCAAGAAUCUUAAUUAGACAAGGAAACCUUCUGCAGCCAGGGUUGGAACCUAUUAAUUCUCAGCCGAAUAGAAUUAAUGUGCCUGUUCAGUCAGCUACCGUUUCUAGGCCAAUAUUUACAAGCAAUAGUCAAGGCCAACCACAACUAAAAUCAAGGAAUCCUUCUAACUUCCUGAGUAAUAUGGAUGGCGUCCGUUCCAUGGAACAAUUGCAGUCUCUUAAUCAAGUACCUUGGUUUCGAGAUGGGAUUGACAGUAUCCGAGCUGUGGGAUUUGCAUUAAAUAAAAGGAUAAGGGACCUUGAAGCUCGAUUCCACAGUCUGAAAAAUAAGCAAGAUGUUGAGAAAGUUAUGGUUCUUGGAAAGAAACUUGACAGACUAAGCAAAAAGACAGAUCAGCGUUUCAAACAGAUAACUUCAACUAUACAAUCACAAUGUAGAAGUUGGGCUUACAAAAAUGGUGGUGAUCCUUUCAACUCUUAUAAUGAAGCUCCAAGUGAUUGGGAUGAUGACAUGGAGUUGUCAAAGCCCCUGGAAAAAGUAAUGAUUCCUGUGAACGCUUCAGCUCUUCAAAGUUCUGGAAUCAGGCCUGGACUCUUAUUAAGGCCUUGUGCUCCCCCUCCUCUUGUGAGGGUAAACAGUCCACUACCAUUCCAAGGAAGAUUUCCUCAAGUAUCAAUGCAGCCAAGACCGAGAGCUCCAGGACCCGUCUUUGUGAGAGGGCAAGUUCUCCCUGUGCGAACAGUCUUCCGUGGUGGUAAUCAGCAUCCUGCACCAAGAUCCAGGUUCCCCUUACAUAAUCCAGCCUACCGCUUUAAACAGAUUCAAAGCAACCCAAGGCCUGUUGUACCCCUUGUUGCUCAGAAUGAUGUUCUAAGGGUUGGUGCUUUCAUCAAUCAAAGGAAUGGUCCAAACUCUGUCUCUAUAAGUCUGACUCCAAGUAAACGGCCAAGACUUGAUUCGGAUAGCGAUAGUGAUAGUGAUAUUGUCGUUUGUCCAACUGUACCAGAACUUUUGAAGAUGCAUAAUGUGAAACCUUGUCGAGUGCGCUUAGAGAAAUGUGAUGAUUUUAUUGUAUCAUUUUUGGAGAAACAGCAGCAAAUCAGGAGCGAAAGUGAAAACACAAUUGCUGUGCCUCAAAGUUGCAUCAUUGAAGAGGAAGUUAUCUCCUCUGGCAACCCUUUUAUCUCUGAAGUGGAGACUACCUUAUUAGUUAGUAAUAUUAAUGAAAGUAUAGAAAAUGAUAACAUAGUUAGUUUGAACGACACUACCAAUUCAACAAAUCAAGCUGCUAAGGCUGACAGUGAUGAUGAUAUUGAAAUCAUCAGUGAGGUGACUACAUGAGAUUGUUUAACUGUAUGUAAUUGACCUUGUUAACCCACGAUGGGAUGGGUUUUCUUUUGAAUAUAUAUUUUUUUUCCAUUUGCUGGUUUUCAUAAUGUUUUUCCUCUAACAGUUUUACAUAGAUUGGCCUUAAUGAGUACUGUUGUCAUUUUUCUUUUUAAUAUCUAUUCUUAUCAAUGCAAGUUAUCCCACUUGCCACCACCCUUUAUAUUGGUUGUGAUUGGUUGCAGCCCUUUUUAUUAUCUUUUGUUCCAGCUAUUGUUCCUAGCUAGAUGAUUGGCACUGAACUCACCUCUGUCUUUGCCCGUACUAAACUACCCCAGUAAACACGUAACACUCACUUUAAGUCAUUUGACUGUCAAAGUGAGUCUCUUUCCGUCUAAGUUUUAUCUAGUCAGUCAAAAUUUAGAGAGACGGGGACUUUGAUAGCCAAAAACAGUCAAAUGACUGAAAGUUAGUGUUAUGUGUUCAUUGGGACAGUUUAGGAACUCAGUGCCAUUUAUUUCUUUACUGAUUUUCUAUUAUGAAAUAAUGUUGGCUAACAUUUGCCUAAAGUGAUACUGAAUAUUUGAGUUUUUGUUCACUUUUGUUUCUCUAUCUAUAAUGAUAAUGAUUAAAAGAAGUUAGUGAAAUAGCCUUCUUUCUUUUCCUCAUAAACUGCAAUAAAGUUAUAUUUCACAUGAA